AACAAUUUCCCGAUCUUUCCGACGUUUAAGAAGCGGGUUAUUAAACGGGCAUCGAGUUGUACAAUCCAACCCUAAAAUCUAAAUCACAAAUUCUUGCAGUUUCACUUCAAACUUCUCUUCAUCGAUUGUUUCUUUAAAAUUAAUUUCUCUUGCCUUUUCGGGUCAAUUUUUCUUCAUCAAUGGAAGCUCAAGAUCUCUCCGAAACCCUAUCUGCUUACCCUAAUCCACCUCAACCCCCACCACAAACUCUAGUUUCAUAUCAAGACGACAUCGACCAAACCCUAACUCCACAACAAAACCACAAUCAAAAUGAAAAUCAAGAUCAGAAUAACAGCAAUCACCAAGAAAAUGGUAUUACGAAUUCCCAAUCAAUUUUAAAAGCGCAAAGCGGAACAACUACCACCGAAAAGGAUCAAUCUGGUGGAGAAGAUGAAACUACGAGUCGCAGAAAACGCCGGAGUAGGUGGGAUCCACCUCCGUCAUCGGAAGAUAAUUCCGGCGCUAAUGGAGAUGGUAAUGGAACAACAGGAAGGAAGAGAAAAUCGCGAUGGGCUGACGAUGAGCCGAAACCACUUUAUCAAUUACCUGAUUUCAUGGGAGGUAUCGAAUUUGAUCCUGAAGUUCAAGCUCUUAAUAGUAGAUUACUUGAAAUUAGUAGGAAAUUGCAAUCUGGUUUGCCUUUAGAUGAUAGACCUGAAGGUGCUAGAUCCCCUUCCCCUGAACCAGUUUAUGAUAAUAUGGGAAUUAGAAUUAAUACUCGUGAAUAUCGUGCUCGUGAGAAAUUAAAUAGAGAAAGACAAGAGAUUAUUUCUCAGAUUAUUAAGAAAAAUCCAGCUUUUAAGCCUCCGGCGGAUUAUCGUCCACCAAAAUUGCAUAAGAAGUUGUAUAUACCGCAGAAGGAGUUUCCGGGGUAUAAUUUUAUCGGGUUGAUAAUUGGACCGAGGGGAAAUACACAGAAGAGGAUGGAGAAAGAAACGGGGGCGAAGAUUGUGAUUCGAGGGAAGGGGAGUAUUAAGGAAGGGAGGUUACAACAGAAGCAGAAUUUGAAACCUGAUCCAUCAGAGAAUGAGGAUUUACAUGUUUUAGUUGAGGCGGAUACGCAAGAGUCGCUGGAAGCGGCUGCUGCUAUGGUGGAGAAGUUGUUGCAACCGGUGGAUGAAGUACUUAAUGAGCAUAAGAGGCAGCAGCUUAGGGAACUUGCUGCUUUGAAUGGUACUAUUAGGGAUGAAGAGUUUUGUAGGUUGUGUGGUGAGCCGGGGCACAGGCAGUUUGCUUGUCCCUCGAGGCUCACGACAUUUAAGAGUGAUGUGUUGUGUAAGAUUUGUGGUGAUGGUGGUCACCCUACAAUUGAUUGUCCAGUCAAGGGGAUAACAGGGAAGAAAAUGGAUGAUGAGUAUAGGAAUUUUUUGGCUGAGUUGGGAGGGACGGUUCCAGAUUCUUUGGGGAAAGGUGAGGGUUCUUUAUCUCCUUCCGGAACUGGUGGAGGUGCGGAAAGUAAUUCAGCUUGGCAGAGUGGGGGUAAUAAUGGGAGUGCACAUCCUGGUUUGGGUUCGAACUUGGGUAAGCCUAAAGAGUAUGAUGAUACUAAUUUGUAUGUUGGCUACUUGCCACCUACAUUUGAAGAUGAUGGGUUGAUACGCCUAUUUGCACCUUUUGGUGAAAUUGUGAUGGCCAAGGUUAUUAAAGACCGAGUCACUCAGAUGAGCAAAGGAUAUGGUUUUGUGAAGUAUUCGACUGCUGAACAGGCAAAUGCUGCCAUUGUUGGUAUGAAUGGCUAUCGCUUAGAUGGCCGAACUAUCGCUGUCAGAGUUGCUGGGAAACCUCCUCAACCAGCCCAACCUCCUGCUGCUCCAGCAGUGCCCCCAUUUCCAGGGGCAAAUCAAGCUCCCCCUGGCUAUCCAUCACAGCAGUUUGCAACUGGUGGGCCUCUUGGUAGCCCUGCUCCUGGAAGCUAUGGUACUCCUGUCCCAUGGGGACCACCAUUACCUCCUCCCCCAUAUGCUUCCUAUCCUCCUCCACCUCCUGGAUCAAACUUUUAUCCUCCUGUUCAGAAUCAAUCUGUGUCUCCUUAUGGUGUUCAGUAUCCUCCACCACCUGGGCCACCCGCCCCUAGUAGCACAUCUACACAGAUUGUACCUCCUAGUGAUGCACUACAAAAUUUCCCACCUGGUGUGCAAUCUCAGAGUGGUACCUCUGUUCAGCCCGCUACUUCUACUGUUUAUGGUAACUCAGUAGCUACAAUGGCAACACCUGCACAACCCACCUACUUACCCUCUUAUGGCUAUGCACCUUAUUAUGGACUACCUCCCCCUCCGCCCCCUACUGAUCAGCCACAGAGCAUGCUUAAUGUUCCUUGGGCAUCAAAUCCUCCAGCGCCACCUGCUGCAGAAAAGACAACCCAAGGUGCAGAUGCCGAGUAUGAAAAGUUCAUGGCAGAGAUGAAGUGAUUUUGGCUCUGGCAUACAAUUGCGUUGCCAAGAGGCAUCAUGUUUCUUGGAGCUAUUGUGAACCUGAUUACUUACCUAAUGCCAUGACUUGUUGGAAGUUUUGGACUCACCUCUUUAACCUUGCUGUACUGUUCUGAAAUUUGCAGAGACGUGGAUUCAAGCUGAGCGCCUUCAGCCUCUUCUAUUAUAAUGGCAACUCUUAAAGUUUGUAUCAUUUACUUUCUUGUGCAGGAUCUUCUCUGUACUGGAUUUGUCGUUCGACUCAUGGACUGGCAUCUAUUUCUUUUGACAUAUUUUUCUGCUGUCUAGUUUCAAGAUAGCCAAUUUGUUUUGUGGUUAAGAUUCACCGUUUUUGUUUGUAUCUUAUGUUAUUGCCGUCAACUAUGGUAUUUCUUUUAUGCAUCUAGUUAUUUCACUUUUCUGUUUAAGUGA
Amaranthus tricolor (Joseph's coat) is the source of this 2879-nucleotide messenger RNA. RefSeq names its product splicing factor-like protein 1. The record is from RefSeq and is a predicted model, not a curated record. The transcript has 2 exons. Lineage: Eukaryota; Viridiplantae; Streptophyta; Magnoliopsida; Caryophyllales; Amaranthaceae. Gene Ontology annotation, biological process: regulation of mRNA splicing, via spliceosome. Bases 180 to 2447 code for a protein of 755 amino acids. Gene Ontology annotation, cellular component: nucleus. Gene Ontology annotation, molecular function: zinc ion binding; mRNA binding.